UUAUAGGCUAAAUUGUUUUGUAACCAUUUGGUUAGUUUUUGAGGAUUAAAACCUAUAAACAUCACUUUAACCUUUAUCUUCCAAAACAAACCAAAUUUUGAUGUUUUUAGAAUUUGGCCAAGUUUUCAAGUCUUGUACUUGAGAAACGAUACAAACUAAUGUAACAAAAUGUGAGGAAAUAAACUUACGAGAUCUAAAUGGAUGCUAGGUGGGGUCUUAGAAUGUAAACGUGGAUUUCAUUCCAUUGAGCUACAUGACAAAGGGAAAAGUAAAAGGUUGAACUUUAAAAAAAAGCAAAAAAAGAUGAAGGGGUUGGUCAUAUGAUGCGAUCCAGAAUCAACUAUGAUUAGUUUAACACUUUCUGUUGAAAUAAAAAAAACAUUAAGUUGUAGAUUUGUUUAUUUAGAAAUUGUGUCCUUCCAUUUCUUUCACUUUCAACAUGCUUGGAGACAGCUUUAAUGGGUGGACUUUUGUGGGGAAGGGAAAUCAAACCUGCUUUUAUGGGGACUUUUGCAGAUGAACUGCUCGUUCAAUGUUCUUUUGUCUAUAGUGGCAUGAAAACGAGCUGCUUUCUAUUGAUUGGUACGUGGAGGAUUUCUUCUGCUUGCUGACUGGAAGUUUCCGACUGCUUUAUGCUGUUCUAGUUUGUCAUGGGAUGCUAUCAUUCAAAGAAACCUAAAUCUCAAGGGUACGAGGAUCCCACUGUUCUUGCUGCAGAAACACCUUUUACAGUGAGCGAGGUAGAGGCAUUGUAUGAGCUUUUCAAGAAGCUGAGCAGCUCAAUUAUUAAUGAUGGGUUGAUCCAUAGGGAAGAAUUUCAGCUUGCAUUGUUCAGAAAUAGAAAUAUGAAAAACCUAUUUGCAGAUAGAAUUUUUGAUUUAUUUGACGUGAAGCGCAAUGGGGUUAUUGAAUUUGGGGAGUUUGUCAGAUCAUUAGGCAUCUUCCAUCCUAAUGCAUCUAUUAAAGACAAAAUUACAUUUGCUUUUAGGCUAUAUGAUUUGAGGCAGACAGGGUUUAUAGAGCAAGAAGAGUUGAAGGAAAUGGUUUUGGCACUUCUUCAUGAAUCGGAGUUGACUCUUUCAGAUGAUGUCAUUGAAACAAUUGUGGAAAAGACAUUUAAUGAAGCAGACAUGAACGGUGAUGGAAAGAUUGACCAAGAAGAGUGGAGGGAGUUUGUGAUGAAGUAUCCAUCAUUGAUCAAGAACAUGACAUUACCAUAUCUAAAGGAUAUAACCAUGGCAUUCCCAAGUUUUGUUGCAAGUACAGAAGUUGAAGAUUCGGAGAUUUAGUAGACUUUCAUCAAUCCAACAAGUUUCUGUGGUUCAACAAGAAUGCCUACAACGACAAUCGAGAGAUACAGAGAUUGCUCCCCCUAAAGAAGGCCUGUCAAUUGGUGAACUCUGUGGUCAUUUCACUCCAAUAGUCCAUCUGUUUUCCAGAAGCCAAUUGCAAACAGAAUUGUCGGUCGUUCGGGCUCAAUCCAAAUGAUAUGGUUUUGCAGGAAUAGAAUCAGGUAUUCUCUAGAAUGUAUGUUGGCAAGCCAAACCCCCACGUUUGGGAAGACCUGAGUUAUUCAUUGUAGAUAAUCUCUAGAGUUUCAUUAUGUGCAUACAAAUGUUGAAACUUUGACUAUAGGCUGUUGUACUAUCAAGAGUUUAUAUAUUCAUGAGUUCGAAGUAUACAAUAAUAACUUAAUAGUUUAAACUUUGAGGCCACAGCAAUUCUUUUUUAAAGAAAAUCACAACAUAAUACUGUUGACAAAUAAUGAUGUAUACACAAAUCCUAUUUUGUUGGUGAACGGUGUAAUAGAAAUAUACUACAUUCUGAUGUU
Molecule: messenger RNA, 1831 nt
Organism: Cucumis sativus (cucumber)
Lineage: Eukaryota; Viridiplantae; Streptophyta; Magnoliopsida; Cucurbitales; Cucurbitaceae
Product: calcineurin B-like protein 4
Exons: 9
Coding region: 651-1289 (212 amino acids)
Biological process (GO): calcium-mediated signaling
Molecular function (GO): kinase binding; calcium ion binding
Source: RefSeq, a predicted model, not a curated record